CCAAUAUAAUGGAAUAGGUUGUGUAUACAUUAUAUUCCUCCAAAUUACUAAACAUGCAACACAGACAAAUUGCUCUGUUUUUUUCAUUUACUUGUUCUGUGCUAAUAAUCUUGACAUCAACCUCCGCCCAUCCCACGGCAGACAGUCCCGUAUCUCCUACUACAAUCACAAAAGGUACAAAUAUCGCCAAACCAGGAUGCCCAAAGCAGUGUGGGAACGUUACAGUUCCGUAUCCUUUUGGUAUUGGAUCAGAUUGUGCCAUAGACUCAAGUUUCGAGAUCAACUGUACAGGGUCUGGUGCAACACUCUAUAGAUCACACAUCAAAAUCUACGAUAUCUCAGACUCUGAAAUACGCGUAUCAAAUAUGCUGUACCAGAGAUGUUACUCAGAAACAGGACAGCUUUUAGAACCAGAUAAUCCAACAUGGUUACGUUUCGAAAAAUUAACACCAUACAGUUUCUCAGCACUUAACAUGUUUACCGUAAUUGGAUGCGAUGAAUCUGCUAUAAUGACUGGAGAUAACUUUCGUAACGGAUGUUACGCUUUCUGUACUAAUUCCAGUGGUGUUAAUGUUGUUGUAGGAAGGUGUAUGGGUACAGGGUGCUGUCAAAUAGAAAUACCUAAAGGAUUGAAAUACUUCAGCACGACGAUGGACAGUGUGGAAAAUCACACCGGAAUUUGGUCUAUUAAUCGAUGUGGAUACGCGUUUUUAGGUGAGGCAAGCCGAUUCCAAUUCAAGGGCGAGCAUGAUCUUACUGAUAAUAAUCUUAAAAACAGGAUUUUGGAUAAUGUUCCUAUUGUGUUAGAUUGGGCUAUCGGAAAUAAUCUUACUUGUGUUGACGCACAAAAGCGCAACGAUUAUGCUUGCCUCGUUAAUAGCCAUUGUGUUGAUUCCGACACUGGCCUUGGUGGAUAUCGGUGCCAUUGUGACCCGGGAUAUGAAGGCAAUCCAUAUAUCCAUCCAGGCUGCUCAGAUAUUGAUGAAUGUCGAAAUUCAAUUUCCAAUACGUGUGAACACAACAAUUGUAUAAACACGCUGGGGAGUUACAAAUGUUUUUGUCCAAAAGGAUACACUGAUGAUGGUGAAAACAAUGGUCGUGUCUGUAUUGCAACAAACUCCGAGUUCCCAUGGAUCAAGUUUUCUGUUGGUAUGGGAGUUGGCUUUAUAUCCCUAGUGGUUGGGACAAUCUUGCUCUAUUUUUGUAUCAACAAACGAAGACUCAUUAAAAAUAGGGAGAAGUUCUUCCAACAAAAUGGUGGUUUACUCUUGAAACAACAAAUCUCCUCUAAAAAGGGUGGUGUGGAAGCAACCAAAAUUUUUACAGCUGACGAGUUGAAGAAGGCAACAAAUAACUAUGCUAGUGAUAGAAUUCUUGGUCGUGGCGGAAAUGGAAUUGUCUAUAAAGGUAUUCUACCUGAUAACCGUAUAGUUGCUAUUAAGAAAUCUAAGACUGUGGAUGAGAAUCAAAUUGAACAGUUCAUCAAUGAGGUACUUAUUCUUACUCAAGUCAACCAUAGAAACGUCGUGAGACUCUUUGGAUGUUGUUUGGAAGAUGAAGUGCCUUUACUGGUUUACGAAUAUGUUUCUCAUGGAACUCUUUACGAGCAUAUCCACAAUCAAAAUGGAGCGCCUUGGUUAUCUUUGCAAAAUCGGUUGAGAAUUGCUUCAGAGACAGCAAGUUCACUUGCUUACCUUCAUUCAUCAGCAUCGAUGCCAAUAAUUCAUAGAGACGUCAAAUCUACUAAUAUAUUAUUGGAUGAUGGUUACACAGCAAAAGUGGCAGAUUUUGGAGCUUCAAGAUUAGUCCCUCUUGACCAAACACGUGUUGCUACAUUGGUUCAAGGAACGUUAGGGUACUUAGAUCCUGAAUAUUUCCAUACAGGUCAAUUGACAGACAAAAGUGACGUUUAUAGUUUUGGAGUAGUUCUUGCGGAACUUUUAACAGGGAUGAAACCUAUUUCGAGGGACACAAUUAGUGACAAGGACAAAUGUUUGGUGGAGUACUUUGUCUCAUCGAUGAACAAGAAUAGCUUAUUUCAAAUUGUUGAUCGUAGAGUUGUAAGAGAAGGAGGUCUUGAGCAACUUCAAAAGAUAGCUGAGCUCAUUAAGAGUUGCCUUCACUUGCACGGAGAAGAUAGGCCUACGAUGAAGGAAGUGGCUAUGGAACUUGAGAGUUUAAGAAAGUUCACUAGCCUUUGGACUAAUGGAAACGAACAUGAAGAUGAGAAGGAAGUUGAAUUAACAGAUCUUUAUACAAUUCCAAUUGACUCUAAUAUAGGUAUGGACAACUUCUCUGGACAAUAUCCUAGCUCCUACAUAAAUAGCAGCACCAUCUUUUCUGGACAAUAUAGUUCGGAUAGUUCUUCAUUACUACACAAUACAAAUAUCCCGCGGUGAUCGAUCCAGAAUAAAAGGUCAAUAUAUAUGUGAAGAUUUUUCUCUGUUUUGUAAGUUCCUUUUUAGCUAUCUUUCUUUCUUGUUGAAUGUUGUUAUGUAUUUUUAUUUGCGUCUGAAUUUAAUAAUCAAUUUAUUGUUGAUUGUAUUGUAUUAGUGACAA
Solanum tuberosum (potato) is the source of this 2559-nucleotide messenger RNA. Its product is annotated as wall-associated receptor kinase 2-like. Lineage: Eukaryota; Viridiplantae; Streptophyta; Magnoliopsida; Solanales; Solanaceae. Gene Ontology annotation, cellular component: plasma membrane. Gene Ontology annotation, biological process: cell surface receptor signaling pathway; protein phosphorylation. The transcript has 3 exons. The record is from RefSeq and is a predicted model, not a curated record. Bases 54 to 2399 code for a protein of 781 amino acids. Gene Ontology annotation, molecular function: protein serine/threonine kinase activity; polysaccharide binding; calcium ion binding.